AUGGUUGCUCAGGGUUUCACUGUGGAUCUUAAUAAGCCCCUUGUAUUUCAGGUUGGUCAUCUUGGUGAUGAUUAUGAGGAAUGGGUUCACCAACCCAUAGUGUCAAAGGAAGGCCCUCGGUUUUUCAAGAGUGACUUUUGGGAGUUCUUGACCCUUACAAGAUGGUGGGUGGUUCCUGUAAUUUGGUUGCCAGUUUCACUCUGGUGCAUCUCCAUGUCAGUAAGCAGGGGCCUUUCACUUCCAGAAAUCGUCCCAUUGAUAGCCUUGGGAAUAUUUAUCUGGACGUUUAUUGAAUACACUCUCCACCGUUUCCUUUUCCACAUAAAGACGAAGAGUUACUGGGGAAACACGGCACACUAUCUUCUCCACGGAUGCCAUCACAAGCACCCAAUGGACCACCUUAGACUCGUCUUUCCCCCUACUGCAACAGCGAUUUUAUGCUUUCCUUUCUGGAACCUUGUGAAGCUAUUCACAACUCCUUCAGUCACACCAGCGUUGUUUGGAGGCGGCAUGCUCGGGUACGUGAUGUACGAUGUCACUCACUACUACCUUCACCAUGCCCAACCAACCAAAGCAGUGACGAAAAACCUCAAGGAUCCAAGACAAGGGAUUUGGUAUAACAUCGUCACUAUGGGACAUAGUGUUUGGGACACUUCCCACCACAAAAGCCCCCAAAGGAAAGCAAUAGUUCGAAAGCAUUCAAGAACACCUACUAACGUACAUAAAACCAACACUCGCUCACCGACCCGCGUCAAGAUCCAAUCGCUGGCGCUUUCUCUAAUCGCUCCGCCUGGCGACGAGUUUCCAGAAUCGGAGGAAUCUCCUGCUAUGGCGGUUAAUGAUCCGCCACAUGAGCUCGCUUCAGGGAGCCCUUGCUGCCUCGCGUGGCAACGGAAGUACCUAGGCAUGAAGAAUAGGCGUGAUGCUUGUAAAGCAUCGAUAGAAAUCCUCCAGAAGGCCAUGGGAAUCGUUAAUGAUGAGAAAACUAAUCUCCGGAAAAAACUUGGGGAGAUGGUGGAUAACACGAACACUAAUCAAAAUGUCUCAGUGGUUAACGUAUCUUUAGAAAAGGAGAUCUUCGAUUUGAAGUCUGAGAUAUUGUCUUUGCAACAAAAAUUGGAGCGGAACCAUCAAGAAAAGAAUGAAGGAAUAAAAAUUCUUCAGGAUCAAAAAUCUGGCGGAGAAAAGGAGAUCAGUGAACUUAAGAACCUCCUUAAGAUAGAAACGUUACGGGCAGAUAAUUCUGAAGAAGAGAAGGAACAGAUUUGUAAAGAACUGAACAAGACAAAGGCUCUGCUGGUAAAAUAUAAGGAUAUGAAGCCACACGAUUCUAAAGUGGAAAAGGAAAUAAGUCUGGUUAAAAAUCUUCUUGCAAGCCAGAGGCAAGAGACAGAGUCAGAGAGGAAGAAGGCAGAAUCAGAGAAAAAGAAAGCUGAUCAGUAUCUUUCCUCGUUGGAGGUGUUGAGAACUACAGCUCAUAAGACUAGUUCUGAUCUGCUUACUUUGACUUCCAAUCUUGAGGCUGUAAAAAAGCAGCUUGAAUCUGAAAAACAAAAGACUUUGAAAGAGAGAAAACGUGCAGAUAUGGAGAGUGCAAAAGCUAAGGAACAGAUGAAGCUGGCAGAAGGCUUGUCUAAGAAGUUCGAAAUCAUUAGGACUAGAAAUGAAGAGCUUAAGAAAGAGGCAGAAUUGCAGAGCGCUAGCAGCAAAGUAAAGUUCGCUGAAAACUCGGCAAAACUGGAAGAACAGAUAAGGCUCCUUGAGAUGAAUCAAAAAUCAGCCAUGGACUGGAAAUCUCGUGUUGAUGAUCUGUCUCAGCAGUUGCAAGAGUCGCAUUUAGUGACUGAGGGUUUGAAAAAACAGGUGCAUGAGCUUUCACUCUCCCAAAAGAAGUCCGCUGAGACUCACUCAGUUUCUCCUCAUAACGCCAGAGAUCUGGAUAAGGCUAAACUGAGGCUUUUGAAGAAAGAGCUGAAGUUUGAGAGAAAAUGUGCAAAACACUCCGAAAGAGUGGCCGAGUAUGAAAGAAUUCUAAGGGAAUUUCAGGCCGAAGAGAUAGGUGAGUUAAAACUUAAGUUUGGUAGCCUCACAAAUCGCAUGAGUCUACUGGGUGAGUAUUUUUCAGGAGACGUUGAAGGUACAGCUGGUUUUGCAAAGGCGGAGGGCCGCAUGAGAAUGCAGAUGCUAGAGUCCAAUAAGAACCGUAAUGGCAAAAAUCAUCCUGGCGCAAAGUGCCGGUUAGUAGCAAGCUCUGGUUCUCAGGAGGAGGCUCGCAAGCUCUCUACCCAGUUAGUUGCUAAAUCCAAACAGGGUCUGAGUGGGCCUGUAUCAGGGAACAGAACACUUCACUAUUACUACUACAGCGGAAAUAGCAGAAGGUCAACCGGAUAUCCAACCAACAAAAUCAAGUACGUUCCAGAAAAUCGAUACCAGGAGAAAAGGAAAUCUCUGUCUGGUGGCUGA
Eruca vesicaria subsp. sativa (arugula) is the source of this 2463-nucleotide messenger RNA. The record is from the annotation of a GenBank genome assembly. NCBI's taxonomy places the organism in Eukaryota, Viridiplantae, Streptophyta, Magnoliopsida, Brassicales, Brassicaceae.